Talpa occidentalis (Iberian mole) is the source of this 3586-nucleotide messenger RNA. RefSeq names its product phosphatidylinositol 4-kinase beta (gene PI4KB). The coding region runs from base 620 to 3181 and encodes 853 amino acids. Gene Ontology annotation, cellular component: membrane; cytoplasm. The record is from RefSeq and is a predicted model, not a curated record. Gene Ontology annotation, molecular function: 1-phosphatidylinositol 4-kinase activity. Gene Ontology annotation, biological process: phosphatidylinositol phosphate biosynthetic process; phosphatidylinositol-mediated signaling. NCBI's taxonomy places the organism in Eukaryota, Metazoa, Chordata, Mammalia, Eulipotyphla, Talpidae. The transcript is spliced from 14 exons.
GCUUUGUCUGGUUCCUGAUGGGCUUGAGCUUCCUUGUCUGCUUGACCCUGGGCUUCUCCACAGAAAAAGUGCUGCUCACUCCACCAGCGCCAUCGAGGCUGGGGGGAGACGGCCUGGGACCUUACAGAGAGGCUUGAGUUGGACCGCGUGACACGCGGGGAACAGGUGUCGAUGGUGAGGAGUCUCUUCCGGAAAGCGCCUUCUUAAAUGAACACAUUUGGGAGAAAGACAAACUGAAGUGGCCUUUUUCGGUGAUCUCUGAGAACGGGCGGGGAGCUGGGCUAUCUCGGAUCAGGCAGAUCAAAGCCAGCUUGCCCUUCCACCAUUCCAGAGGUGCGAGAGGAGGCCCUGGAAGGGAGGGGGCCGUGGAAAACGGGGCUUCCCAGGCUGGUCAGAGAAUCUGCAUCUUGGGCCUCCUUCCACCUCCCCAGAGUGCAGGUACUCAGGUUCAGGGAGACAAAGUGGAAAUAGUCAGAAGUUGGAAAUUGCCCGCCUUCCAGCUCUGCCGCAGCCCUGCCUUCCUCUCCCUCGUGCUCGCCAAGCCUGGACGCACGCUGUUUGCGCGUUGGGGACCAGCCUCUGGUGUGAACAGUGCGCCUCUCCUAGGCCUUGCUUUGAAAUGCCCUCCUAUUCCGCACGGUUGCUCGUGACCUGGACUUGUUCGCAAGCACGAAGUCUGGCUGUGGCCAUGGGAGACACGGCGGUGGAGCCUGCCUCCCUGACGCCCACUUCUGAGCCCUCUCCUGGCCCACCAGGGAACAAUGGGGGCUCCUUGCUCAGCGUCAUCUCGGAGGGGGUCGGGGAGCUGUCGGUGAUCGACCCUGAGGUGGCGCAGAAAGCCUGCCAGGAGGUGCUGCAGAAAGUCAAGCUGCUGCACGGGGGCGCCCCGCUGGGGCUGCUCAACGGGGAGGGCGCGGACAGUGAGAUCCGGUGCCUGGACGACCCACCUGCCCAGAUACGGGAGGAGGAAGACGAGGUGGGGGCCGCGGUGGCCUCGGGCACAGCCAAGGGAGCAAGAAGGCGGCGGCAGAACAACUCGGCCAAGCAGUCUUGGCUGCUGAGGCUGUUCGAGUCCAAACUGUUCGACAUCUCCAUGGCCAUUUCGUACCUGUACAACUCCAAGGAGCCCGGCGUGCAGGCCUACAUCGGCAACCGGCUCUUCUGCUUUCGGAAUGAGGACGUGGACUUCUACCUGCCUCAGUUGCUUAACAUGUACAUCCACAUGGACGAGGACGUGGGCGACGCCAUCAAGCCCUACAUCGUCCACCGGUGCCGCCAGAGCAUCAACUUCUCCCUCCAGUGCGCCCUGUUGCUCGGGGCCUACUCUUCAGACAUGCACAUUUCCACGCAGCGACACUCCCGUGGGACCAAGCUCCGGAAGCUGAUCCUCUCGGAUGAGCUGAAGCCCGCUCACCGGAAGAGGGAGCUGCCCUCCCUGACCCCGGCGCCGGACACGGGGCUGUCUCCCUCCAAAAGGACUCACCAGCGCUCUAAGUCGGACGCCACCGCCAGCAUCAGCCUCAGCAGCAACCUGAAGCGCACAGCCAGCAACCCGAAAGUGGAGCACGAGGACGAGGAGCUCUCCUCCAGCACCGAGAGUGUUGAUAAUGCGUUCAGUUCCCCUGUCAGACUGGCGCCCGAGCGAGAGUUCAUCAAGUCCCUGAUGGCGAUCGGCAAGCGGCUGGCUACGCUCCCCACCAAGGAGCAGAAAACGCAGCGGCUCAUCUCCGAGCUCUCCCUGCUCAACCACAAGCUGCCUGCCCGAGUCUGGCUGCCCACCGCCGGCUUUGACCACCACGUGGUCCGCGUGCCCCACACCCAGGCUGUUGUCCUCAAUUCCAAGGACAAGGCUCCCUACCUGAUCUAUGUUGAAGUCCUUGAAUGUGAAAACUUCGACACCACCAGUGUCCCCGCCCGCAUCCCUGAGAAUCGGAUCCGGAGCACCCGGUCCGUGGAGAACCUGCCUGAGUGCGGCAUCACGCAUGAGCAGCGGGCGGGCAGCUUCAGCAUCGUGCCCAACUACGACAACGACGAUGAGGCCUGGUCGGUGGAUGACAUCGGCGAGCUGCAGGUGGAGCUCCCCGAGGUGCACGCCAACAGCUGCGACAACAUCUCCCAGUUCUCCGUGGACAGCAUCACCAGCCAGGAGAGCAAGGAGCCCGUGUUCAUUGCAGCGGGUGACAUCCGCCGGCGCUUGUCGGAGCAGCUGGCUCACACCCCCACCGCCUUCAAGCGAGACCCCGAAGACCCCUCUGCUGUCGCUCUCAAAGAGCCCUGGCAGGAGAAAGUGCGGCGGAUCAGAGAGGGCUCCCCCUAUGGCCAUCUCCCCAAUUGGCGGCUCCUGUCAGUCAUUGUCAAGUGCGGAGAUGACCUCAGGCAGGAGCUGCUGGCCUUCCAGGUGUUGAAGCAACUACAGUCCAUCUGGGAGCAGGAGCGCGUGCCCCUGUGGAUCAAGCCAUACAAGAUUCUGGUGAUCUCGGCCGACAGCGGCAUGAUUGAGCCAGUGGUGAAUGCCGUGUCCAUCCACCAGGUGAAGAAGCAGUCACAGCUGUCCCUGCUCGAUUACUUCCUGCAGGAGCACGGCAGUUACACCACUGAGGCUUUCCUCAGUGCCCAGCGCAACUUCGUGCAAAGUUGUGCCGGCUACUGCUUGGUCUGCUACCUGCUGCAAGUCAAGGACAGGCACAACGGGAACAUCCUCCUGGACGCAGAUGGCCACAUCAUCCACAUCGACUUCGGCUUCAUCCUGUCCAGCUCCCCCCGGAACCUGGGCUUUGAGACGUCCGCCUUUAAGCUGACCACGGAGUUUGUGGACGUGAUGGGCGGCCUGGACGGGGACAUGUUCAACUACUACAAGAUGCUGAUGCUGCAGGGGCUGAUCGCCGCGCGCAAGCACAUGGACAAGGUGGUGCAGAUCGUGGAGAUCAUGCAGCAAGGUUGCCGGCGUUGCUCGGGAGCGUCCCCGUCUGGCCCCGUGAUGACGGUGGCCCAGGUCGUCUGCUCGCAGCUGCCCUGCUUCCACGGCUCCAGCACCAUCCGCAACCUCAAGGAGCGCUUCCACAUGAGCAUGACGGAGGAGCAGCUGCAGCUGCUGGUGGAGCAGAUGGUGGACGGCAGCAUGCGCUCCAUCACCACCAAGCUCUACGACGGCUUCCAGUACCUCACCAACGGCAUCAUGUGACCCUCCCGGCCCCCGGAGCGCGGCGGGGGGGUUCAGGGCUCUCCCCAGGAGGGCCCCGCCAGAGAAGCCCCAAACCAGGAGCCCCGCCCAACCGUCCACCCAAGGGGCAUGGAAGGCGAGAACGACAAGGAUCAUGUGGUAACCGCAGAGCUGGCCGGGGAGCGGGAGGCGGCCGCGGGGUGCGCGGCCCCAUCAGUGUUCCCACCCGACGGCUCCAGGACGCACCGUCCCCGGGGACGGAGACGCGAGGGGCCGCGGCGCUUCCUGCAGGCGUCUGUCGUCCGCUCCGGGCCCCGGGGAGGGGCAGGAGGUUCUCGGUACUUAGGACUCGACCCUGUGCUCGGCCACGCUGCUGCCUGACUGUCCCCUCCCGGGGACCGGCCCGGGCCAGACCCCCGUGGGCGC